Messenger RNA from Porites lobata, 2598 nucleotides. The record is from the annotation of a GenBank genome assembly. NCBI's taxonomy places the organism in Eukaryota, Metazoa, Cnidaria, Anthozoa, Scleractinia, Poritidae.
AUGACUGAAGUCACUGAGAAUGACAUCUCGGGGGCUGACGAAUUUCCUCUUCACCGUGCAGUGCGACGGGGUGACGUGAACACUGUGGAAAGCUUGCUGAAGCAUGGAGCAGACCCCAAUGAGAAGGAUCGUAGGGAGACGACACCCAUACACUUUGUCAAUCACUUGAAUGAAGACUCCUACCAAAUGGUACACGUUUUGUUGAAAUAUGGUGCGGACAUGCUGAUUAGAAACUGUUAUGGACAGCUACCGUUUGAAGAAGCUUUAGCGCUUUCUAACAAGAAAGUCUGCAAGGCUUUUGUAGACUGGGGAUUUUCCCUUCAAAAAUGUGACCGCAUGCAUAAUGGCACAUACGAGCUACUUAGCCAAGUUCAGCUGUUUCAACCUGAUGCUACAAAGACACUUCAAGUUCUUGUUGAUCUAGGGGUUGAUCUAACCACUGCACUGUCCUCAAGAGGUGAAACCCUGCUACACCGAGCGGUAGAGUAUGGUGUUAGCUUGGAAACUAUACAAUUUCUUAUCAGAUCCAGACUCUCAGUAAACCAGCAGAACUGCUUAGGAAUGACGCCUUUGCAUAUGAUGCGGUUCACUGACUGCAACUUAGAUUGCAAUGAAGAAGAGAAAUACAGGCAUGUAGAAGUUAUAAAGUGUUUCAUAGAAGAAGGAUAUGGUGUGAAUUGCCAAGACGUCUUUGGAUGCACAGUUGUUCAUUACAUCGUCUCUGAAAUGCGACAGAGCUCCAUCCUGCGAUAUCUUAUUAGUCAUGGUGCAAAUUUAAACGUCAAAGAUAGAAAUGGCGAGGCACCUCUGCAUUUAUCCUGCUACUGGAGAAAUUUAACAAAUGUCAAAGAAAUGAUUGAUGGGGAUUGUCUGACUGAUAUUCGAGACAAUCAAGGUGCAACCAUCUUUCACUAUACUGUUUUCUACAACAAUCCAACAGUUCUUGAAUAUCUUUUAAAUGAUCUUCACGAGCCAUCUCUGGUUGUUGCACCAGAUGACUCGGGAAGAACUCCACUUCAAUUGGCCAUGUAUUUUGGAUAUGUAGAACUAAUAGAGCUCUUUAAGAGCUAUUUCCAAUCCUUGAAGAAAUGCCCAAGCAAAUGUGUAGGCAGCAUACCAGAUUGUUUUCCUCUGAAAGAUGAAAUUGAAGUUUUUGAACAAGAAGAAGUUAAUAGUAUGCCAUCAGAGGACUUCGUUAUGAAAGAUCACCAGAAUAAAACACUUCACAAGGUACUUAGUUCUCCUGUCAUUGGAAUGCUACCAGAACUGGAUGAAGUAAAGCGAGUUGAAGAAGCUGUAAACCAACUUAUUGAACAGGUAUCCAUGAAAGUAAACAAAAACUGCCCACUUUUUUCUUUUGAGCCUAGACUCUCUGGUAGUUUAAGCGAGGGAACUAAGUGUGGAUUCCCAAAUGAGUUUGACUUCCUGUGUACAAUGGUGGAACUAUCAAAUCUUUUUUUGGAUCCAGUAGUGGAUUCCAGUCCUCCAAUGUUUGGCCAACUGCAACUCAAACCUGAGAUUUGUCUCCCCGACCAUGAAGUCUCACAAUAUGUGGACAAAGACAAAAGUUUGCGAUCUGCAAAAUUGAUGGAGGAUUUCACAGAGGCACUUAAUAGUGCCCUUUUAGAAAAGGACAUUUGGGAAGGCGUGCCAGCACUUUCACCAGUGAGUUUGUGUGUAAAGAGUGCAAAUGCAACCACAAUUCGCGUCAGGUGGCAUGGGCAUGUCUUCAAAGAUAUGCUAAUUUCUGUAGAUGUUGUCCCAGCACUUUUUUUCUCCAAUUUCUGGCCACCGAAUGUCUCUAAGACAGCACUUUUAACACCAAAGAUCAAAGAAAAUGGGAUUCAUGUUGUGUUUGCUCUACACAAUGACAGGUUUUUUGAAAGCCAAGAAAAGCACUUUCGCCUUUCAUUUUCUCUUGCUGAAACUGAGAUAUUCAAAUCCCUUCCAGAGCAAGUUUGCCGGGGUUACAUUCUUGCAAAGGCAAUCAGGAAUUCAUAUGUAUGUCCACAAAUUGCACCCAAAACAAAGGUGCAGACAUCUACACACACAUUUUCUGAAAUGCAAAUGGAAUGUUUAGCUGAAAAUGAUGAAGAAGUGAUAGAUUGUCCUGAACAGGGCUUGUCUAGAAAAGAGUGGCAGCAAAUCCUAGAGAGUCAAGAAGGAGAAGAGGUUGAAGCUGAGUUAAUUGAACCUGUGGAUAAUGAUAUCCAUGCAGAUAAAAUCAUUACCACUUAUUUCCUGAAAAAUGCACUGUUUUCAUUGGUGAACAAGUCUUGUAACAGAGAACUUGGUGUGGAUCUUCAGAACUAUUCUCAGGAUCAAGCCACUGUUUGGGCAAAACUUAUUUAUGACUACAUUGAAGAUUGCCUCACAGAGAAAAGGCUGUCAUCAUUUUUUAUACCCAGCUGCAACUUACUUAACAAGGCCUAUGAUGGGGGACAACACGAGCUUGUGUUUAAGUCAGGAGCAGAAUUUGAGCCCCUGUCCACAACAGAUGAUGAUGAAUCCCAAGAUUUUGAUGAGACAGAGGAAGAUUUUGAAUACUUAAGAAAGCUUUUUGUUAAAAUGCUAAGGGGAAUUCUCCAGUCCCACUAA